UCGAGCGUCCGGUCUCAACUCUCAGCUAAGCCCAGACUUAUGGCCAGAAAUUUUUAUUACCGCCAAUCUCACGGCCACACCACCUCGCUUUCAUCUUCCUUCUCCUCCGCCAAACCAUAUUCCUCUCUCUCUCUCUCUACUCUCUUCUACAGGGUCCUCGUCUACUUUUUUAUCCAAACCUCUUCCUACUACUGAUGUGAAUGUUAUCUUCUACUACACUACAAUUCAAGCCUUCAGAGUUGUCAUCUACAGCCUUUGGAGUUAUUGCAUGGAUGGAUCCUCAAAAAAGGUGAAACCCAGAAGAUUAUUGAAUGGUUGGAUUGAAUUAUUCACCGGCAUCAAUUGAAACAAGUAGUUAGCAGUAUCUUUUGGUGUGUGGACAAGAAUUUGAGUUGAUAAGGCCAAAAAAGAGGAGAAUUGGCAAAAAGUGAGGCACACAAUAAAAAGAUGAGAUUGAUAAAAGUGGUGACGUGUAAUCUGAAUCAAUGGGCUAUGGAUUUUGAUUGCAAUAUGAAAAAUAUUAAGGAAUCUAUUUCUAGGGCUAAAGAAGCUGGAGCUGUAAUCAGGCUUGGACCAGAGCUGGAAAUCACUGGCUAUGGUUGUGAAGACCAUUUCUUGGAAAUGGAUACUGUCCAUCAUGCGUGGGAGUGCUUAACUGAGCUUUUGCGUGGUGAUUGGACAGAUGGCAUAUUAUGCGGCUUUGGUAUGCCUGUUAUGAAGGGCUCAGAGCGUUACAACUGUCAAAUUUUAUGUUUGAACAGAAAAAUAGUAAUGAUACGUCCUAAGAUGUGGCUAGCAAAUGAUGGCAAUUAUAGGGAACUCAGGUGGUUUACAGCAUGGAAGCAAAAGGAUUAUCUCGAGGACUUUUUACUACCUAUUGCAGUCUCUGAUGCAUUGUCGCAGACAACAGUACCAUUUGGCUAUGGUUAUGUUCAGUUUCUUGACACAGCUGUUGCAGCUGAAGUUUGUGAGGAGCUUUUUACUCCCAUGCCUCCUCAUGCUGAGCUUGCAUUGAAUGGAGUUGAAGUAUUUAUGAAUGCCAGUGGAAGUCACCAUCAAUUGCGAAAACUUGAUAUUCGGCUUCGUGCAUUUAUAGGUGCUACACAUUCUCGUGGAGGAGUUUACAUGUAUAGUAAUCACCAAGGAUGUGAUGGUGGUCGCCUCUAUUACGAUGGUUGUUCUUGUGUUGUUGUUAAUGGAGAUGUGGUUGCCCAAGGAUCACAAUUUUCGAUCAAGGAUGUGGAAUUGGUAGUUGCUCAAAUAGAUUUAGAUGCGGUUGCUAGUCUUAGAGGAUCUAUAAGCAGUUUUCAAGAGCAAGCUAGCUGUAAAAAGAAAAUUUCCUCAGUACUAGUACCUUUCAAACUUUGCCAAUCUUUCAACCUCCAAAUGUCACUAUCAAGUCCACUUAAGAUUAGAUACCACUCUCCUGAGGAGGAAAUUGCUUUUGGGCCGGCUUGCUGGUUGUGGGAUUAUUUGAGGAGAAGUGGAGCUUCUGGAUUUUUGCUUCCACUUUCUGGUGGAGCUGACAGUUCUUCUGUUGCAGCUAUAGUUGGUUGCAUGUGCCAGCUGGCAGUGAGAGAAAUUGAGAACGGUGAUGAACAAGUCAAAGCUGAUGCGAUACGAAUUGGCCAUUACACUGAUGGACAGUUUCCGACUAACAGCAAGGAAUUUGCAAAACGGAUAUUCUAUACAGUAUUCAUGGGUUCUGAGAAUAGUUCUGAAGCCACGAAAACACGGGCCAAAGUGCUGGCAGAUGAAAUUGGAUCAUGGCAUCUUGAUGUUUCUAUAGACGGGGUGGUCUCUGCACUACUUUCUUUGUUUCAAACUUUAACCGGAAAACGACCACAUUACAAGGUAGAUGGAGGAUCAAACAUUGAAAACUUAGGCCUGCAAAACAUUCAAGCUCGAAUCAGAAUGGUCCUAGCAUUCAUGUUGGCAUCACUCUUACCUUGGGUUCAUAGCAAACCGGGUUUCUAUCUGGUUUUGGGAAGCUCCAAUGUUGAUGAAGGAUUGCGUGGUUAUCUGACAAAGUACGAUUGCAGUUCAGCAGAUAUAAAUCCAAUUGGGAGUAUCAGUAAGAUAGAUCUUCGAGCAUUUCUAAAAUGGGCUGCCAUUCAUCUUGGUUUUCCAUCACUUGCAGAAGUUGAGGCUGCUCCCCCUACUGCUGAAUUGGAGCCAAUACGGACCAAUUACAGUCAGUUGGAUGAAGUGGAUAUGGGAAUGACAUAUGAGGAACUGUCAGUAUAUGGAAGGUUGCGCAAGAUCUUCCGGUGCGGUCCUGUGUCCAUGUUUAAGAAUCUGUGUUAUAAAUGGGGUGGAAACCGAACUCCACUAGAGGCGGCCGAGAAAGUGAAGCAUUUCUUCAAAUACUAUUCCAUUAACAGGCACAAAAUGACUGUAUUGACACCAUCUUAUCAUGCCGAGAGCUAUUCACCAGAGGAUAAUAGAUUUGAUCUUCGCCAAUUCUUAUAUAAUGCAAGAUGGCCUUACCAAUUUCGCAAAAUUGAUGAACUUGCACGUGAUCUUGAUGGUGAUAAAGUUGCAAUUACGAAAUCAACAGACCAGGAAAAAGUAGGUGUAAGUGUAACAACAGAUGGGUGUAUGGGUGUUGUGGCAGCAGGAUCAGGAGAUCCAAGAGCUGGCUUUUAGUAUGUGGUUUAUCUUGAACAAGCUGGGUCGACAUUCUUGCUCCAGAUCCUUGGUGUUUUUCACCAUUUCCUGCUUGUAUAUUGCUUAACCUGAUAUCCAACCUGAAGUUCCGAAUAAUGUUUGAUUGGACUUAAAAGUGCGAUUUACCAAUUGACAAUCAUUUUAGUGUAUGGUGCGCUGGUAUUUUUUAUUGAAAGACAAUUCACUUCCUCA
Molecule: messenger RNA, 2862 nt
Organism: Coffea eugenioides
Lineage: Eukaryota; Viridiplantae; Streptophyta; Magnoliopsida; Gentianales; Rubiaceae
Product: glutamine-dependent NAD(+) synthetase-like
Exons: 14
Coding region: 448-2649 (733 amino acids)
Biological process (GO): NAD+ biosynthetic process
Cellular component (GO): cytoplasm
Molecular function (GO): ATP binding; NAD+ synthase (glutamine-hydrolyzing) activity; glutaminase activity
Source: RefSeq, a predicted model, not a curated record